UUUGCCUUGCACUCUUCUCUACCCAUUUUGAACAAAAAAUUCAGUGUCAACUUGUGCUAAAAAAAGUACCAUUAAUUGCUUUCCUCGACCUCUCUCGUCCAAUUACACAUAUCUUAGAGUGCAGUGAAGAGAAGAAAAACAAAAAUGGGAGUUGAAGGAACAGUGGAAUACUUCUCUAACUUGGCAAGCUACCUCAAGAAAAGCAAGAAAAAGAAGCAAAUCCAAACCGUAGCCCUCAAAGUCAGGAUGGACUGUGAUGGCUGUGCUCGCAAGGUCAAACAAGUCCUCUCCGGAGUCAAAGGAGCGAAGUCUGUGGAAGUAGACCUGAAGCAGCAAAAGGCGACAGUGACGGGGUACGUUGAUGCAAAGAAAGUGCUGGCCGCAGCUAAGACGACGAAGAAGAAGGUGGAGCCGUGGCCUUACGUUCCGUACACGUUGGAGGCACAUCCAUAUGUUUCACAGGCAUAUGACAAAAAGGCACCACCUAAUAUGGUGAGGGGUGUUCCGGUGACCGCCACCAUCACCGAAAGUACUGUGGACGAUAAUUACUCCACCGUGUUCAGUGAUGAUAACCCACACGCAUGCACUAUUAUGUAAAUCAUUAUAUAAUCAUAUUGAAAAAUAAUUCGGCGGAGUACCGGUGAACUAAUGCACUGGUCUAUUUUUAGCCGUUCAAUCUUUUAAGAACAGAUCAAACGGUCAGCAGAAAUAAAUUAAAUAAUACAAAAUAUGAGAUUUUGAGACUUUAAUAUCAAAUUGAAUUCUUCCUAUUCUCUCUCCCCCAAU
Molecule: messenger RNA, 786 nt
Organism: Tripterygium wilfordii
Lineage: Eukaryota; Viridiplantae; Streptophyta; Magnoliopsida; Celastrales; Celastraceae
Product: heavy metal-associated isoprenylated plant protein 24-like
Exons: 2
Coding region: 145-597 (150 amino acids)
Molecular function (GO): metal ion binding
Source: RefSeq, a predicted model, not a curated record